AUGGUGAAUUCCAGCAAGAAACCGUUUGUUUGUGAGGCCUGUGGUAAAGCCUUUACACAGAAAGGUACUUUACGCGUACAUGAAAAGGUGCACACUGGUGAAAAAACAUUUGUUUGUGAGACCUCUGGUAAAGUAUUUACAACGAAGGUUAGUCUACGCAAACAUGACAGGGUGCACACAGGUGAGAAACCAUUUAGUUGUAAGACCUGCGGUAAAGCUUUUACAAGUCAUAGUCAUCUACGCGAACAUGAGAGGGUUCAUACAGGUGAGAAACCAUUUGUUUGUGAGACCUGUGGUAAAGCUUUUCCAUAUCAUAGUUAUCUACGCAUACAUGACAGGGUUCACACUGGUGAGAAACCAUUUAGUUGUAAGACCUGCGGUAAAGCUUUUACAAGUCAUAGUCAUCUACGCGUACAUGAGAGGGUGCACACAGGCGAGAAACCAUUUGUUUGUGAGACCUGUGGUAAAGCCUUUACAGAGAAGGCUAGUCUACGCCAUCAUGACAGGGUGCACACUGGUGAGAAACCAUUUAUUUGUGAAACCUGUGGUAAAGCUUUUACAAAGCAUAGUCAACUACGCCUACAUGACAUGAGGGUGCACACACGCGAGAAACCAUUUGUUUGUGAGACCUGUGGUAAAGCCUUUACAGAGAAGUCUAGUCUACGCAUACAUGAGAGGGUGCACACUGGUGAGAAACCAUUCGUUUGUGAGACCUGUGGUAAAGCAUUUACUGGCAAAAGAAGUCUACGCAAACAUGACAGGGUGCACACUGGUGACGAGUGCAAUUAA
Molecule: messenger RNA, 789 nt
Organism: Patiria miniata (bat star)
Lineage: Eukaryota; Metazoa; Echinodermata; Asteroidea; Valvatida; Asterinidae
Product: oocyte zinc finger protein XlCOF6-like
Exons: 2
Coding region: 1-789 (262 amino acids)
Biological process (GO): regulation of transcription by RNA polymerase II
Cellular component (GO): nucleus
Molecular function (GO): RNA polymerase II transcription regulatory region sequence-specific DNA binding; DNA-binding transcription factor activity, RNA polymerase II-specific
Source: RefSeq, a predicted model, not a curated record